This is a messenger RNA of Coregonus clupeaformis (lake whitefish), 3317 nucleotides long. RefSeq names its product TBC1 domain family member 20-like. Gene Ontology annotation, cellular component: endoplasmic reticulum membrane. The record is from RefSeq and is a predicted model, not a curated record. The transcript has 8 exons. NCBI's taxonomy places the organism in Eukaryota, Metazoa, Chordata, Actinopteri, Salmoniformes, Salmonidae. Gene Ontology annotation, biological process: endoplasmic reticulum to Golgi vesicle-mediated transport; positive regulation of GTPase activity. Bases 199 to 1407 code for a protein of 402 amino acids. Gene Ontology annotation, molecular function: GTPase activator activity.
GAAAGCAGCAGCAGCAGCAGCUAGCUACCUUGUGCAGUCCCAUAAUGAUGUGGCCUAUUUCACUGGAACAGCUUGGCAACUGGCUAUCUCUCUAGCAAGUAGGAGUGACCAUUUGUCAUGUAUAAUCAAUUUGGUGGAGUAAGAAAAGUAUAUCGAUCGAGUAAUCUACGAUGACAACAAGACUGUAUCGUGGAAACCAUGAAAAGAACUAGAAGUGUUGAUGCGUCUUCACCUUUGAAUGGGAUUGGAAAACAAGAUGGGGACUCCCGGAGGAAGAGGAAGGUGGCGGAGAUCUCUCAGGCCCUGAACUUGACGCCGGUGGACGUGGCGCUGCUAAGGAGGAUGGCCAUCAGCGAGGGGGGGCUGCUUACAGACGAUAUCCGCUGUAAAGUGUGGCCCUGGCUGCUCAACGUGCCCACCGCCACCCUGCCUGAGAAACCAGAGGAAGUAGAGAGGCAGAAUCAUAAGGACUAUAACCAGGUGCUGUUGGAUGUCCAGCGUUCCCUUAAAAGAUUCCCUCCUGGCAUGCCAGACGAGCAGCGUGAGGGCCUCCAGGAGAAGCUGAUUGAUAUCAUCCUGCGGGUGCUGGGGAGGAACACCCAGCUGCACUACUACCAGGGCUACCAUGACAUCGUGGUCACCUUCCUGCUGGUGCUAGACGAGCGUCUGGCCACCGCUCUGGUGGAGAAACUCUCUACGCACCACCUCAGGGACUUUAUGGACCCCACCAUGGACAACACUAAACACAUCCUUAACUAUCUGAUGCCAAUCAUCGAGAGGAUCAACCCAGAGGUGCAUGACUUCAUGCAGCAGGCGGAGGUGGGCACCAUCUUCGCCCUUAGCUGGCUCAUCACCUGGUUUGGCCACGUCCUGUCAGAUUUCCGCCACGUCGUGCGGUUGUAUGACUUCUUCUUGGCCUGCCAUCCUCUGAUGCCAAUCUACUUUGCUGCUGUGAUUGUGCUGUACCGGGAGGAGGAGGUGUUGGACUGUGAGUGUGACAUGGCGUCGGUCCACCACCUCCUGUCCCAGAUCCCCCAGGACCUGCCCUACGAGACACUCAUCAGCCGCGCAGGAGACCUCUUUGUACAGUUCCCCCCCUCCGAGCUGGCCAGGGAGGCUGCCCAGCAGUACAGUCAACAGACAGCAGCCUCCACCUUUAAAGACUUUGAUCUGGCCUCAGAGCAGCAGCGGCCCGACUCAGUGCUGCGAAGGCGGCGGAGGGAGAAGCAGGCGCUGGAAGGAGCGGCUGCAGGGGCCAUGGUGGCGACGGCCCAACCCACCGCGGCCCGACGCUUCGUCCGACUGGCCGUCAUGGGGCUCACUGUGGCCCUGGGGGCAGCUGCCCUCACCCUGGUCAACACAGCCCUGGAGUGGGCGCCCAAACUGGACCUGCAUCUCUUCCCCUGAGCGAGAGGGGGGACUUAGAGGGGAGAAGAGGGGGCUGACGUACAGACUUAAACUGGGCGGCUAUUACAGCAGAAGCCGUCCAUGAGAGGGAGAGAAAAUAGAGAUCUUUGUGAAGAGAAUAUGGAGUUCUGUUCCACCCUAUUAUGAAGGAUGAUAAUGGAACAGAGACUUGACUGUUGACUUUGUCUUUAAUUUAUAUUUGUAAAUAAAAUAACUGGAUAGUGAUAAAUGUUGUGCUCAGAGGGAUUAAGCUAUUUAUGUGAUGGCAAGCGGCAACUAGUAUCGAAGGCUUUGGGUUACUAGGUUGAAGAGUAGUCACUGGGCUCAAACUGAUGCCAAUGAAGAGCGUGUGUGUGUGUGUGUGUGUGUGGUUGUGUCCGAGAUGGCACCCUAGUCCCUAUGUAGUGCACUGAAUAGGGUGCCAUUUCAGAUGCAGCCCUUGUGUGGGUUUGUACCUGUGUCUCUGUGUGUGUGCGUGUCCGUGCUAUCAGGUUCAGGGGUGAGUUAAAUGUCCCUCUGAGCCUCACAUGGGCCAUGUUGGCACAAGGACAGUUCCCCUAGCCUGGUUCUUUCCCCCCGGCAGAUCAAGUCAAAUCCUCUGCCCUCAAAACACAUAAUGACCCUCUUCCUUUAAUUACUGUACCAAGACCAAAUACACAACUAAGUCCAGUCUUUGUAUGUUUAGCACUUAAUUUGAUCAUUUUCUAAAGCAUCAUUAUUAUUAAAGUUGUAGGAAAUAUAAUUUUUGUACAAACACACCACCCAUAUUUAACAUCAAAUUAAAAAUGAAGGAAUCCAUUUUGGUAUUCGGACCUUAUGGAUGACAAUUUGCAUUAAUUAUUUUCCACAGCAUGCCUAAAAUAGGUGAGUAAUAGGUUAGCUUUGAUGUUGGACAAAGCACCAAUGGCACUCCCAAACAUCCCAUAAGCCCUGGCUGGAUCCCAUGCUUUUAUUGCACAAUAAUGAAAUCCUAUUAAGUUAUUUCCACAGGUCUUCACAUUUCAACAGAACUCAUUAUACUCACCAAAUUGCUUGGUUGUAGAAAUGACAAGGUUUUUGCACAUUUCAUAUUUAGCAAUGCCACUUGAGCUUAUUGACUACAGUUGACAGAAUUUGAAAAAUGUAAUGCAUUGGACCUGCUCAUAUUUGUUCAAUAGAAUUACAUGCGUGUAGUCGACUUGAUUGCGACACACAGAUACUCAGCGGUGCCUAUUUUGAAUACCAAACAAUACAACUCCAUCAGUCUUAUUUGCAAUAGAUGGUUUUCGUUGCACUGAAAUAGCCUCAUUCUGUAUCGUUGCACUAAAUGGUUUUUAUUUGCCUUUUUUGUUUUCUGUUAUUUGUCAUGAGAACAAUGCAAAGAUUUACAAGAUCAAAGUAAAUAAACUGCAUAGGUUGAGUGGACAAUUGUAUCUGUUUAGUUCCCUAUGUAUUUAUUGCUACCUUAUACAGUAUUUUUUUAGGGUCAAUGCAGCAGUAAAAAAAAAAGAAGGAAAUGUUCAUACACCAGAGUCUAUUUACAGUUUAUACAGUCUGUUUACACUAAGGGCUAAAAAUGAAUCUUCAAGCAGUAAAAGUAGAAAAUCCCUUUUCUGGAUCAUUCAUCAUGAAAAGUUGUUCUUUAUUCCCAAAGUAAAUAAUGCUUUACAUUCAUCAAACAACAUUUUAUUGUAGACAUUCAUUGUGCCCUACAAUGGUAUCAUCCUUUAAAAAAAGUAGCUAAUGAACUACUUACAUUAUACUGCAGUGUUAAAAACAAGAAAUUGGCUAUGCUGAACAGAUUGGCUAGUUGUAGUCAUCAAUGACAAAAAUGUAUGGCUUCUGCUUGGAGUGUUCAAACAAAUACUUCCAAUAUAUGGCUGGAGGAACAGCCAAUCCAUACUACAGAAGAAAUUUGAUUGUUCAUUACC